Molecule: messenger RNA, 2294 nt
Organism: Teleopsis dalmanni
Lineage: Eukaryota; Metazoa; Arthropoda; Insecta; Diptera; Diopsidae
Product: N-acetylgalactosaminyltransferase 4-like
Exons: 4
Coding region: 85-2190 (701 amino acids)
Cellular component (GO): Golgi apparatus
Source: RefSeq, a predicted model, not a curated record
UAUAAAUUGUGAAGUCGUUUUGUAAAAAAUUGAAUAAUUCUUUAUAGACCUUGAGAAUCCUUUUUAAUCUUUUAGAAUAUUGUGAUGUUUCGAAAUUCAAAAAAAUUAAAGGUUAAAUCAACAAACAACUCCACCUCAGGCAACAUGUUCAGAGUGAAAAAACGUGUUGUGAAACGUUGGAUACGGCGGAUAAUUCUAUUUACCAUAACUAUUGCUACCUUAUCCUAUAUAGUCUCACUUGUUGUUGAGCACCGUAUGAAAAAAGUUAACGAUAGUACAGAAGCACCGACUGAUUUUAAUGGCGAUCCGGUGACACCAGAGUUUAAGCUAGCGCAUAAAGCACUAACGCCACGUAAGCCACGUCCUCCUAUACAGCUAAGAGUAGAGGAGAACCCUUUUUUGAAGAAUGAAGAACUUGAUUUGCAAAUAAAUAAGGAACCUGUGUUAGUAGAAGUUAAGGAAAAUGAAGAUCUUGAUUUGCCAAUAGAAGAACCGCCGGUUGCUGGACCGAAGCGAAAACAUUUCCAAGUACCUGAAGCAUAUGGACCCAAAAAAGAUUGGAAUGAUUAUGUUAGCAUGGAAGAGGAUAGAAAACGCGUUGGUAUAGGUGAACAUGGUGUAGCAGCUCACAUAACUGAUGAAUCCUUGAAAGAACUUGAGCAAAAAAUGUCACUACAAAAUGGUUUUAAUGCACUUCUGUCCGAUUCGAUAUCAGUAAAUCGUUCGAUAGUGGACGCACGACUUGAAGCUUGUCACAGCAAAAUGUAUCUGGCAAAAUUACCUACCACAAGUGUCGUAAUUCCCUUCUACGAAGAGUACUUGAGCGUACUCCAACGUACUAUGCACAGCAUCGUGAAUCGCACACCGCGAGAAUUACUUAAAGAAAUCAUACUUGUCGAUGACUGUAGUACUCGUGAAUAUUUAAAAACUCAACUGGAAGAAUACGUAGAAGAGCAUUUUCCUAAACUAGUACAUAUAGUACGUCUACAAAAUCGUACUGGUUUAAUUGGCGCCAGAGUAGCUGGUGCACGUGUAGCAACUGGAGAUGUUUUAGUUUUUUUUGAUUCACACAUUGAAUGCAAUUAUAAUUGGUUGCCACCACUUAUCGAACCCAUAGCCAUAAACCCGAAAAUCUCAACUUGCCCCAUUGUUGAUGUCAUUGAACAUGAAACAUUUGCAUAUUAUGGCGCACAUCAGCAGGGAUCACGUGGUGCUUUUGACUGGAAUUUAUUAUAUAAACAAUUGCCACUAUUACCAGAAGAUAUGGUCGAUCAAACAAAUCCCUCUGCAAAUCCAGUAAUGAUGGGUGGUUUAUUUGCAAUUGGACGUGACUUUUUUUGGGAAUUAGGUGGUUAUGAUGAAGGACUUGAUAUUUGGGGCGCCGAACAAUACGAGAUUAGCUUUAAAAUAUGGAUGUGUGGUGGUAUGUUGUUCGAUGUACCAUGUUCACGUGUAGCGCACGUAUUUCGUGGACCUAUGGAUUCAAGACCAAGCCCAAGAAACUACGAUUUCGUUAAUAGGAAUCAUAUGCGCUUAGCUGAAGUAUGGAUGGAUGAUUAUAAGAAAUACAUUUAUGAUCGCAAACCAGAAAUUUAUUACAAUCUCGAUCCGGGUGAUUUGACUGCACAAAAAGCUAUAAGACAGAAAUUAAAUUGCAAAUCGUUUCAAUGGUACUUGGACGUUGUUGCACACGAUCUAAUUGAAAACUUUCCACCCGUGGAACCACCUCUUUAUGCUUCUGGUGUCAUACAAAGUUUAGCAUUUCCACAAUUUUGUGUAGAUACAAUGAAUCGCCCUAGGCCUGGUUCUGUUGGACUCUAUUAUUGCGCUGACAAUAAAACACAUCCACAAUUAAAUCAAUUUUGGAUGCUAACAUGGUACCGUGACAUACGCCUCAAAGAAGGCUCUAAUUGUUUAGACGUACAAGCUUCUCACCCCAACUCCAGCAUAUUGAUGUGGCCGUGUCAUAGUCAAGGUGGUAAUCAAUUUUGGUACUAUGAUCGUGAACAUAAGUGGGUAGUACAUGGUAUUCAUGGUAAAUUUUGCAUGGAAGCGUUUGUGAACGAACAGGGAGAACCGGAAGUAUACGCAAAUGCCUGUGACGCCUCGAACGAAAAUAUGAGGUGGCAGUUUGGUUUCGUUAAUAAUACACAACUAGAUCAAUUUCGCGAAGGUUUGAAUUACUCUUAAAAGUCCUAAAAUUAUCUUUUGUAUAUUAUAAAUUUAUUUUGUGAAUGUAAUGAAAAAAUUCUUGUAUAUUUGUGCGAAUAAAUUUUUGUGUAUAUAUUUUCUAA